CGGCGCGGGGAGGCGGUUCCACCUCCGCAGUUCCGACGCCCUGCCCUAGAUUUUUCUCUGACGGAGAGUGGGUCCUCUCUCCCUUGCUUCUCGCAGGAGUCGCAGUGCCCGCAGUGGCGGCCCGCAGCGGGACGCAGUCCACGCUGCCCGACCCGUAGGCGGGAUGUCGGUGGUGGGCAUUGACCUGGGUUUCCUUAACUGCUACAUCGCAGUGGCGAGGAGCGGCGGCAUCGAGACCAUCGCCAACGAGUACAGCGACAGGUGCACGCCGGCCUGUAUAUCUCUGGGAUCCAGAACCCGAGCUAUUGGAAAUGCAGCUAAAAGCCAGAUAGUAACAAAUGUAAGAAAUACAAUUCAUGGCUUUAAAAAGCUUCAUGGGCGAUCGUUUGAUGACCCCACUGUGCAAACAGAGAGAAUCAGGCUUCCCUAUGAACUGCAGAAGAUGCCUAAUGGAAGUGCAGGGGUUAAGGUGCGGUACCUGGAGGAAGAGAGGCCCUUUGCAAUCGAGCAAGUCACGGGGAUGUUGCUGGCUAAACUUAAAGAGACCUCAGAAAACGCCCUGAAGAAGCCAGUGGCUGACUGUGUGAUCUCGAUCCCGAGCUUCUUCACCGAUGCAGAGAGGAGGUCGGUGAUGGCUGCAGCCCAGGUUGCAGGCCUAAACUGUCUGAGGCUGAUGAAUGAAACCACCGCAGUUGCACUGGCAUAUGGAAUUUAUAAACAGGAUCUCCCUUCAUUAGAUGAGAAACCAAGGAAUGUUGUGUUUAUCGAUAUGGGACAUUCUGCCUAUCAGGUCUCUGUCUGUGCGUUUAACAAAGGAAAACUUAAAGUGUUGGCUACUACCUUUGACCCAUAUUUGGGUGGCAGGAACUUUGAUGAGGCUUUAGUAGACUAUUUCUGUGAUGAAUUCAAGACCAAAUAUAAGAUAAAUGUCAAGGAGAACUCUCGAGCCUUGUUGCGGCUGUAUCAGGAAUGUGAGAAACUGAAGAAACUGAUGAGUGCAAAUGCAUCGGAUCUUCCCCUGAACAUCGAGUGUUUUAUGAAUGACCUUGAUGUUUCUAGUAAGAUGAACAGGGCUCAAUUUGAACAACUGUGUGCUUCCCUUUUGGCUAGGGUUGAACCACCUUUAAAAGCUGUAAUGGACCAAGCUAACUUACAACGUGAAGACAUAAACAGCAUAGAAAUUGUAGGAGGAGCCACUCGGAUUCCUGCAGUCAAGGAGCAGGUCACUAGGUUCUUUCUGAAAGACAUCAGUACCACCCUAAAUGCUGAUGAAGCUGUCGCCAGAGGAUGUGCAUUGCAGUGCGCGAUUCUCUCGCCAGCAUUUAAAGUGCGUGAAUUUUCCAUAACAGACCUUGUUCCUUACUCAGUCACAUUAAGGUGGAAAACUUCUUUUGAAGAAGGGACUGGGGAAUGUGAAGUUUUCUCUAAGAACCAUCCAACCCCGUUCUCAAAGGUCAUAACUUUUCACAAGAAGGAACCAUUUGAACUAGAAGCAUUUUAUACUAAUUUACAAGAAGUGCCUUAUCCAGAUCCAAGAAUUGGGAACUUCACUAUUCAGAAUGUUUUCCCACAGUCUGAUGGUGAUAGUUCUAAAGUAAAAGUAAAGGUUCGUAUUAACAUCCAUGGGAUUUUCAGUGUGGCAAGCGCAUCGGUGAUUGAGAAGCAGAAUCUGGAAGGUGACCACAAUGAUGCCCCUAUGGAAACAGAAGCCUCUUCUAAGAGUGAAAACAAAGAGGAUGUGGACAAAAUGCAGGUUGACCAAGAAGAAGGAGGUCAUCAAAAAUCUCAUGCUGAGCACACCCCAGAAGAGGAGAUUGACCACACUGGGGCCAAAACAAAGUCACUUCCUUCAGACAUGCAAGACCGCAUAAAUCAAACUAUUAAAAAAGGAAAAGUCAAGAGUAUUGAUCUACCUAUCCAGAGUAGCCUAUACAGACAACUGACCCAAGAUCUUCUCAAUAGCUACAUUGAAAAUGAGGGGAAGAUGAUCAUGCAGGAUAAAUUAGAGAAAGAAAGAAACGACGCUAAAAACGCUGUUGAAGAAUACGUCUAUGAUUUCAGAGAUAAGUUGGGCACUGUCUAUGGCAAGUUCAUCACUCCAGAAGACAUGAAUAAACUGUCUGCAAUGUUAGAAGAUACAGAAAACUGGCUUUAUGAAGAAGGAGAGGACCAACCUAAACAAGUUUAUGUGGAUAAGCUUCAGGAGCUAAAGAAAUAUGGCCAGCCCAUUCAAAUGAAGUACGUAGAGCAUGAGGAGAGACCAAAAGCUUUAAACGACUUGGGGAAAAAGAUUCAGCUUGUCCUGAAAGUGAUAGAAGCGUACAGGAACAAGGAUGAAAGAUAUGAUCAUCUGGAUUCUGCUGAAAUGGAAAAAGUUGAAAAGUACAUCAGUGACUCCAUGAACUGGCUGAACACUAAGAUGAAUGCACAGAACAAAUUAAGUCUUACUCAAGAUCCUGUGGUAAAAGUGUCAGAAAUAGUUGCAAAGUCAAAGGAACUGGAUAAUUUCUGUAACCCCAUCGUUUAUGCACCCAAACCAAAAGUAGAAGUUCCUGAAGACAAAGCAAAAGCUAACAGUGAACACAAUGGACCAAUGGAUGGACAGAGUGGUACAGAGACCAGCCCCGACCCAGCAAAAGGCAGCUCACAGCACACUGACUCUGGAGAGAUGGAAGUGGACUAAGAUUCAUGUAAUUCAAACAGUUGGCUAACUACAGGGUCCAUUCCUCCUUUACGCCUGGUACACACAACAUAUGUUCAGUUGUUCUUAACUACUUUUGUCAUUUGUUUUUUGGAGUAGUUUUGAAGGUGUCUAUAUUGAGUGCACUAUUCAUGUCCACUGCUGCUGUGACGUUUUAGCUGAAUAUAGAUGUGCAAAUGAGUUUGAGCUCUCCUCACAUACUUUUGUGUCAGUAUGCAGGACUGCUAUGUACUUCGCAACCAUCCACCUUAGUCACAGCUUUUACUUGCAUAGCUCUCAGCUCCUCGAUGCAGGAAGGGAUACUGCGUUGCUCUUUUGUUGCAGAGGCAGGGGGUUGACUGCAUUGUUGUGAAAACAAACUGAAGUUGAUGUGGUUUAGAGCCAACAGCACUGACCCUUCCUAGUUUCCCUAUUGUUAUCACUUAAAUAUUAAAACCAAUGGGAGGUUCUGACAUACUAGUCCAUCUCACUGAUGCGCCACAAGGACUCCAGUCUUGUCGUCACAUAAGUGACACUCAGAAAGAGAAUAGUGCAGUUUGACAUUCAGAUAACACCAGCAGUUGCUGCUUUUGUUAGUAGCAUGGACUGAUGUUUUCUCAGAGUAACUUUUCACUUGAAACUGUUGAUUUACUUGUCCUAAAGACCAGCUGCUGCUACAGUAAUGCUAAGCCUAUACUUUCAUGUUAUGGGAAAGCACUGUUGACCUGUUCAGAUGUGCAUCUUGUGAUGCUGAUAGCCUUGGUUCAGUUUUUAUAGUUGUGUUUGUUUCCUUAAUUGAUUUUUGUUAAUAACCUUAAUCUGGGGUAGGGAGAAAGUGCACAAUGCAAUAUAUAUAUAUAUAU
Acomys russatus (golden spiny mouse) is the source of this 3543-nucleotide messenger RNA. RefSeq names its product heat shock protein family A (Hsp70) member 4 like (gene Hspa4l). Gene Ontology annotation, biological process: protein folding. The transcript has 19 exons. Gene Ontology annotation, cellular component: nucleus; cytosol. Bases 164 to 2683 code for a protein of 839 amino acids. The record is from RefSeq and is a predicted model, not a curated record. Gene Ontology annotation, molecular function: ATP binding; ATP-dependent protein folding chaperone. NCBI's taxonomy places the organism in Eukaryota, Metazoa, Chordata, Mammalia, Rodentia, Muridae.